AUGUUGGACAGUGGUUCCCAAGUUUCCUUUGUGUCCGAAGCCCUCGCCAACCGUUUGACGAUUUCUCGUGAAUCGGUGAACGUGCCCAUUACCGGAAUAGGAGGUGCCAGGAUUUAUGCAAGGGAGAAGCUGAACGUGAAUAUCCAGUCCAGGUGUUCCAACUUCUCCACCGACUUGGAAUGCCUUAUAGUACCGAAAGUGACCAGUAUCAUCCCUGCCAAAAAGGUUGAUAUUUCGUCGUGGUCAAUUUCUGCCGGAGUGCAACUGGCAGAUACUACCUUCCAUGUACCUGAAAAAAUCGACAUGUUAAUCGGUGCUUCGAAGUUCUUCUCAUUGUUAAAGUCUGGUCAAAUUCAUCUAGCUGAUGGACUUCCUGAGCUGCACGAGAACCACAUGGGUUUGGUUGUUUCGGGCGAAAUAAACACCGAAGUCGCCAACGCAGUAGUGGCUAAUCCUGCCUCGCUUGAUACUCUUAGUGAAACGAUAAACCGUUUCUGGAAAGUUGAAGAUAUUUCGCCAUCCGUUAAGAAGGAAACCGAAACAGAUGUAUGCGAGGAGAUCUUUCGUUCCACCCACAGUCGGACGUCAACUGGAAGGUACAUGGUAAUGCUUCCAUUCCGAGAGGACGUUUCUAUGCUUCAGGACAACCGAUCCGUUGCUCUUCGUCGUUUCCUGAUGCUCGAGCGGCGAUUCAAGAGAGAUCCCACUUUAAAAAAGUUAUAUUCUGAAUUUAUCGAUGAGUACGAGGCAUUGGGUCAUUGCCGCGAAAUCAAUAAGGCAGACGAUGAUCCUACCCAGGGACGUUCAACCAGUUCAACGACGCCGAUUAGGGUAGUGUACAAUGCCUCUGCCAAGCCAAGUUCAUCUGCCAAGUCCCUAAACGAGGUACCUCACGUCGGAGGUGUUGUCCAGAGUGAUUUGUUCACCAUUCUUCUUCGUUUUCGCAUACACGCCGUUGUAUUAACCGCUGAUAUAGCUAAAAUGUAUCGGCAGAUACGAGUUGCUUUGUGUCACACACCAUUUCAACGAAUUUUCUGUUUACAAGGGGAGUUCAAAUCGUCCGGAAGUGUUAACUCAAAUUCCGGAAGAGAAUCGAGAUGGUACAACUAA
Messenger RNA from Wyeomyia smithii (pitcher-plant mosquito), 1110 nucleotides. RefSeq lists its product as uncharacterized. The coding region runs from base 1 to 1110 and encodes 369 amino acids. Lineage: Eukaryota; Metazoa; Arthropoda; Insecta; Diptera; Culicidae. The transcript has a single exon. The record is from RefSeq and is a predicted model, not a curated record.